Molecule: messenger RNA, 375 nt
Organism: Danaus chrysippus (African queen)
Lineage: Eukaryota; Metazoa; Arthropoda; Insecta; Lepidoptera; Nymphalidae
Source: the annotation of a GenBank genome assembly
AUGUCUAAUUCAAUUGUCCAGUAUGUACUUCUUAGAAGUGAUUUAUUAAAGGACCUGGGCUGGUCCGUGGGUGCAUUAGUUGCACAAGCAUGCCAUGCUUCCACAGCUGCCUUACAUUUAUAUAAAGAUGAUGAAGUAACUUUAGAAUACUUAAAUAACUUAGACAAUAUGCAUAAAGUUGUUUUAGAAGUACCAAAUGAGGAAUCAUUAAAGAAAGUGGCAGAAAAAUUAAAAGAAAAUUCAAUAGCUCACAAGCUUUGGAUAGAACAGCCGGAAAAUGUUGCAACUUGUUUGGCUCUAAAACCAUAUCCAAAAGAUGAAGUAAAAAAAUUUGUUGGCAAAUUCAAAUUAUAUAAGACCACUUUAGCAAGUUAA